Messenger RNA from Ostrea edulis (European flat oyster), 2445 nucleotides. RefSeq lists its product as uncharacterized. The transcript has 2 exons. The coding region runs from base 336 to 1241 and encodes 301 amino acids. NCBI's taxonomy places the organism in Eukaryota, Metazoa, Mollusca, Bivalvia, Ostreida, Ostreidae. The record is from RefSeq and is a predicted model, not a curated record.
GCUUCAAAUGUUAUUUAUCUUUAAAGUUAGGGACUGAACACGGCAGUAAAACAGACUUCGGAGAGUUAGGCGUGAAUUCACGAGGAGGGAAAGUGGUAUUUACUUCAACAUUUUGGAGAGAUUCGUUGAUUCUUGCUUGAGACAAGUCUUUAUAGGAUUCAGUACGCUGUUAAUAUCCCCCUGACAUUCACAAGUGAUCCGAUCUACAGAAGAUAAUAAAUGUCUUUAAGGACUUAUCUACAAUCACUGCAUUAUCUACAAACUACCACGUUAUUCAACAGACAUGAGCUCUCUGCUAAUGAAGUUUAAGGACCUUCUUCCCGGUUGAUAAAGCCAUGCCAAAUAGCAGACUACAUGUCAAAUUGCAGACGACAUCUUCAAUAGCAGACGAAAUGUCAAAUAGCAGACGAAUAACGGCCACUCCGAAACCGGAGUUACGUUUGCCAAGCAUAGCUUUCAGUAUUCCUUCCGUGUUGUACGACAGAACAAAUGUACGAAGCCAACCACAAGAAUCUCCAAGGUCAUCCUCACCUCUGAAUGGACAGACAAGAAUGUCUCCUAGGAAUACGAAAAGUUCUCCAGAUUAUCUAGGAAACAACCGAUCCUCGCUAUCUCUUUCUCCUGAGCGAUUUGAUAAAACAUGGAAUGUUCACACGUCUGAUAAAUCUGUUAACCAAUCAAUGCAAAGAAGCAGUCCUGUGACAAAGGAAACGGGGUUGUACGACCCAAAGUUAAACGAUAUGUACGCUCUUCUGUCCCAGAGGGAGCGUUCUGUGGUUCUACCUCCCUUAGAGAGUCCAAAGGCCACGAACUUUAAGGUACUGGAUCAGGACAAGUUACGCGAGAAAAUGUAUGUCCUGGAAGAUUUAGACACACAGCCAAUCGUUUCAAAAUUUGAGAGGGAUGAAGUAUUUAUACCAAGUGUGUAUUCCAAACAUUUUGCCUGCAGAGAAUGCAGAACAGCAUACGUUACCACCAUGUUUACAAAACAAUAUGUUCGUCGUAAUAAAAGAAACCCGAAGUGUUCCAAACCGUCUGACGCAGAAAAGGAGAGACGCCAUUUUUGUGACGUAUUGGGAAAACGGUUUUGUGCAUCAUGCAUUGAACGAGAAAACAGGAAAUUUUCAAAAUCUUUACAGAAGUCUCUGCCACAGAAACUCACCGAUUUUACACAUGAAAGUCACUCGAGCAGAAAACCGAAAAAAGUUAUGAACAUUGAUCUCAGAUUUGCAUCACAGUGAACUAUUAGAUAUUGGAAAACCAUUCAUAAACUUCAUGAUAUGAAAAUCAUGAGAACAAAUAAAUUUCAUGCAUUAAAACCAACAUUCGACACGUGACAAAGGAAGAUCAUGUAGAAAGUUGUCAUUUCUCGAAAUUGUAAAGUGGGCAGAAAAUACAGUGGGAAAACUCGAUCUUUAUUAACUAGUAUAUACUGGAUAUCAAUGUUACUAGUCCACGUGUAUCAAAUUACAUGUAUCAAAGUUGAAGCGAUAUAUUCGAAUUUCAAAAAAAUAUAUAUGAUUAUAUAUAUGAAAUUAGAUUAAGUGCUCUCUCUCUCUCUCUCUCUCUCUCUCUCUCUCUCUCUCUCUCUCUCCAACGAGUUCCUACAACACCCGAUACCUAUAUGGUCAACAAAUUCAACUACGUAAAAGAAUUAGAUCAAAGUACUGAUAUAACUGAUAGACGGUGGUGUGGUUUGGGAAAAGCUUAGCUAAGGUGACCUUUAAAAACAAUAUAAUUAAAAUCGAAAACGAGAAUGAAUGUGAUUGUCGGAGGGAGAAUGAUGGACCGAAGCAUGCAUUUUGUAAAUUGAUUCUUGAGUUGUUAAAUCGUCGAGAAUCUUGUUGGAGAUGUCUGAUUCGGUUCACGAAAUAACUCAUCAUCAUCUAGCCAAGUUCAUCUUUCACCGUAAGCACUUGACACUAAUUUUAAUAGAUUGUAAACAAAUUGUAAGCUAAGCUAUUCCAAAAUUCCACAACAUAUCACAGGAACCGAUAAUUUAGCCUGUACAUAAUGAUAAGAGUAGGGGUCUAUACCUUACCCCCCUAAUAAAAGCACAAGGAUUACUGGAUCAGAAAGAAAAUUAGGGUGGGCGACGAUAAAAGCAGAAUUUUCGAACUAGUUUGAAGCGAAGUUUUGAGUAAAAAAUUGUGUCAUUCCUUGUGGGUUUUUUUUUUCAUUGGGGGAUGGUACCACAGGGCCUACUAUUAUUAUUACAGACAAAAAUACCGGUUCCCGUGAAUAUUCACACCUGCGACCUUUGAAGGGUUGUAAAUAGUGAAUGUGAACAGCUGCAUGUGAAUGAAUUAGUGUUCUAGCUGCAUAAUUUAGUACCGUCCAAUUUUAUAUACUGAUAUUUUUGUGAUUGGGUUAUAUGUAUACAAUUAAAAUUGCAUGGGAAAGAGUUUAGUAAUGCAGAGCUCUAGUAUCCUGUAUUAUUUAUCA